Molecule: messenger RNA, 4098 nt
Organism: Austrofundulus limnaeus
Lineage: Eukaryota; Metazoa; Chordata; Actinopteri; Cyprinodontiformes; Rivulidae
Product: carbonic anhydrase
Exons: 16
Coding region: 1938-3668 (576 amino acids)
Cellular component (GO): plasma membrane
Molecular function (GO): zinc ion binding; carbonate dehydratase activity
Source: RefSeq, a predicted model, not a curated record
CUUCAUUAAACCAGUUGCAUUGUCCUGUUUUUAAAUUCAGUUAUAACUCAGACAUUUAAAUUAAUGUGACAGAUUAUCCCAAACAAGCUUAGAGGAGGUUUUUACAUUUAUUUAUAAGAUCGAUAUGUGGAUGUUUGGAACUGAUUAGAAAGCUAAUGAGGGAGGAUUGACAGAUUUAUUUACUGACCUUUAUUUAACUGGGAAAAUUCCAAUUAUGAAAACCAAUUUCUACCACUUCCUACAAAUAAAAGUUACAUUUAAAUAAGCCUAUCACUUUUAUACUGGUCAAAAUAAAAUAAAUUGUUAAGCAUGCAGUAGAUUAUGUAUUUAGAUCAGUAAUUUAUUUCAUUAAGUUCACACAAUUGACUAGAAUGUACUCAAAAUAACAUUUUAUAUUUCCUUCACACCUGCCCAUCACCUUCAUCUCCUACCUGAGACAUCCUGUCCUCCUACCUGAGACACUCUGCCCUACCUGCUGCCUCUACCUCUGUAUUCAGCUCCUACAUCAACAGAUAGAUUAAGUAUUAUGUUUUUUACUGCCACCUGAAUUCAGUCAGCUUUAAAAAGUCAAGAAAAUAACGUGUAAAUUAUGAAGCUAGCAGAUUAAAUUAGGGAAAUAAUCUGUGAUUUAUGAAUGUCAAUCAUAACAGGGAAUCAAUAAAUAUCAUCAGAGUGGACCUGGACUCAAUCUUAGCAUUAAAAUACAGUUUAACUUGUUAAAAAACCUCAAAAAUAGAUAAUGUCAUCAUUAAAUGAAUGCUAACGUUAGCUGAUAGAUAACUAGCUGCAAGCUAACUUUUCAUAAGAAAAAUAACUGUCCUGUCCUACAUUUUGACUUAUUUUUGAUCCUUUGUAAAGAAUAAAGUUUUUCAAGAGCUGGACGUUAUCAAACCAUUACCUGCUCCAGUAGUUUUGAGGCUCUGACCACCACGUUGUUUUACAGCAGGCAGCUAGCGAGUUGGUAUGGAAUUCUGGAGUUGGUAAAUAUUUACAGGUGAGUGGUUUCUUACAGAGUUCAAGGAUGGGUGCAGCUCAGAGGAGAAGGCUUGGAUCAAGGCAGGUGAGUAUAAACAGGUUUCCAACAGGUUUGAGGCAGGUGAGCAGUUUGGUUAUUAGAGGUUGGAGGCAGACAGGUAGGUGAUUGAGCAGGCUUGUUUUCCUUGCAGCUGGGGGGCACAGAGAUUAUGCAGGAAGAGUGGUCCAAAGCAACACUGGUUCCACGGGUUGAUCUUUCAGGAUUACUGAACACAGAGACAGAACAGGUAAGAURCUUAAGAUCAAUCUUAAACAAGAAAAAGCUCAGGACUAAUACCAUAUGGUAAGAGUUGCUSCKSCGAGGACCAGAUCUUCAGUGCAGCCUUAUAAAGCCAAGUUGCUCACAAGGAAGGCCUGUCUGCAGAUGAGGUCAAUCAGGAGCUGGCCAAUCAGGAGGCAGGAAUCCCUCAACACAGUUUCUAAGUGCGGUAACGCACCUUUCAGUUGUUUGCCUAUCGCCAAAAAAAGAAACAAAGAAGAAGAAGAAGAAGAGGAGGAGGAGGAGAAGAAGAAGAGUUUCUAAGUUUGAAACUCUCAGUUAGAAUUGAGAAAACUCUUUCAACAAUUAAAUUUCUUCCAGAUUCAAAAAAGAGUUUCAGUUGCCUUCAGUUCAUCUCAUAAGGAAGAUACACCACAGUUUUGAUUUAAAUGUAAAUGAAGUCAGUGGAGUGGUUUUGCUUUUAUUGCACCUAUUUAGAUAACUAAUUGACAAGCCUCCUCCAUCAUGCUUUUGAUGUUGUAUACACAGAGAGGGCUCCACCCAGAGCAAAACUCUGAAGCUAUAAAACCACUGCGAAUUUACUCUGGGCACCUUUUCCGUUCUUUAUCAAGAAACGAACAUUUGCGUUUGAGGUGACGUUUGAAUUUGACAGAUUGCUCUUGAAGCCUUGGAGGUUUGAGACAUGGACAGUAAGCAGGUUUAUCUCCCCUCACUGGUGUUCCUUCUGAGUUUGGUGUCUUUGGUAAAAUGCUCUAACUGGUGCUACACAGGCUGUGCUGAAACCCCAUCCCAUUGGGAAGAGAUGCCAGGAUCCAGCUGUGGAGGACAGCGCCAGUCUCCAGUUAAUAUUGUCACCAGUAAUGUUACAGCUGACCUGGCACUCAACGAUUUCAUCUUCGUCAACUUCUCCUCCCAGCACACCAUCAAGUUGGUCGGAUUUAAUGGACAUUCAGUGCAAUGCACACUGAUGGAUAAUGAAGUUGAAGUGAGCGGAGGGGGUCUAAAUGGAACAUAUUCUGCAACUCAGUUUCACUUUCACUGGGGUGAUAAAGAACCUCAUCCAGGGUCAGAGCACACCAUUGAUGACAACAGAUAUCCAGCAGAGAUGCACAUCCUCACUAUAAAGAAAGGUGUCACUACAGAGGAGGCCAAAAAUCAGUCUGAUGGGUUUGCUGUUCUUGGGUUUUUCAUAAAUGGAACAGAUAAUGGAGAUUUGUCAGGAGCGUGGCACACGCUCACCUCGACAAACAUCACAGGGAGUAGCGUCGAUGUUGAAGURAGCUUUAACUUCUCUAUCGAUGAUUUGCUUGGAGACGUAAACCGGAAACAGUUCUAUCGAUACCACGGCUCCCUGACCACCCCUGACUGUGACGAAGCUGUCGUGUGGACCAUCUUUCAUGAGCCGAUCCAAGUCCCCCACAACCUGAUUAAUCGUUUUUCUGAGAACACAGACCUCGUGAACAACUUCCGACCUGCGCAACCACUUUACGGACGCAAGGUCACUGCCUCUCCUGCAACUCCUCUACCUCCUGUUUCAGAACAUCACUGGUGCUAUGAUAGUCACUGCUAUUACAGUCCGCCCCAAUGGAGCGAAAUGCCUGAUUCCUACUGUGGYGGCCAAAGUCAGUCCCCCAUCAACAUUGACACUCAUAGCGUUGUGAUGGAUAACACUCUUGGCUCCUUCACUUUUAAAAAUUUUGACAAGGGCGCCAUCAACUACAUCACCAACACAGGCCACACAGUGGAGUGUGUACUGAAAGACAACAUGGUGGAGGUGUCCGGAGGCGGGUUGAAGCACGCAUACUCCACCCUUCAGCUCCACUUCCACUGGGGCACCAAAGCAGCUAACUCUGAGGGUUCGGAGCACACGGUGGAUUCACACAGAUACCCAAUGGAGCUGCACAUAGUCAGCAAGAGGAAGGAUUUAACUUUGAAAGAGGCGCUACAGACUUCUGAUGGCCUGGCGGUGCUUGGAUUUUUUAUUGAGGAUUCACAAAGUAGUAAGAGAAUCACCUCCAGCUCAGGGGUUUCAUCGUCUGACAUGAGACCCUGGACAAAACUAACCAGUUACUUCUCAGCUAUCCAAAACAUUAGCUCACAGGUUAAAGUCACAGAUGUGAUCUCUAUUGAUGACUUGCUUGGCAGCGUCAACCGUGAUUCGUAUUAUCGCUACAGCGGUUCCCUCACUACCCCGUCAUGCAACGAAGCUGUGGUUUGGACGGUCUUUAAAGAUACAGUUAAGCUGGAUCACAACCUGAUGAUGAUGUUCCCAAAAUACACAACAUUUCAAGACAUUUAUCGACCCAUACAAAGUGUGAACAACAGAAAAAUCUACUCCACAUCUGCAGCGGAAGCCCUACGAUCCAUCUUACUUUAUCCUCUGUUGGGAUGUCUCUUUGCACUUGUUCCGUAAUUUGGAUUUGACAAAAAAUACUGUAAUACAAAAAGUGGGUUGAGCAUAUAUCAAACAAUGAUACAGACAAUAUGAGAAUAUACAAUUACCAUAUAAUCUUUGAAUAAGCUAACCAGGAGAUAGAUAAAUAACAUAAAUUGUUUUCUUGUGAUAAAAGACCGCAUAUAAGUGCUUUUAUAAUAUCAGAGAAAAGAAACUGAUCCGUCUGAUUGUGUUAUUUCCUGCACAUAAAUUAAAACAAAACAUGUACAGAAUCGUGUAAAAGGAAAUAUGUAGUAUUCUUUGUGUGUAGUUAUUUUUAAAUUUUGCAGAUUUGUGAAAAAGAAAAAAUAUAUACUGUUAGUUGUGCUUUUAUUUUGUGAGAAUGUGAUGCAUAUUUGUGAUGAUGAACAUAAAUUAAAUGACACCGUUUAAGUGGUAAAUCUCUUCA